AUGCAUUGCAAUGCAAAGAAACAUUUUUUGAUAUUUUCAUCAGAAAGAGAAUUAGAAAAUAAAGUUAGUCAACUAUUACAGAAAAUGCUUCUCUUCAUUUCUAAUAAACGUUUAUCAACUAAAGUUCUGUGUCUUCAUCUCUGCCCUCAAGUGAUCGAUACUCAUCAGAGUCGUCAAGGGAUGCAAGUAAUUAUAGAACAGCCCACCAAGUGA
Molecule: messenger RNA, 213 nt
Organism: Clunio marinus
Lineage: Eukaryota; Metazoa; Arthropoda; Insecta; Diptera; Chironomidae
Source: the annotation of a GenBank genome assembly